AAAAUCUUUGCAAUCGCUCGCUGGCUUCCCAAAUCAAACAGUUGUGUUGAAAGCAGCGUUGUUGUUGUUGUUGGGAGCUGUAUAUAGCUUCCUGCUUAUCCUGCAAAAGCGAAAGCGAAAGCGAAAGCUUCUCUCUUCCUCUCUCUGGAACUCAACUUUCAUGGCGGCUGAAGAGACUAAUAAACAUAAAUCACUCCCUCCUUACCCAGAGAUGAUUUUGAAAGCAAUCGAAGCAUUGAACGACAAGAAUGGCUCCAACAAAUCCUCAAUAGCAAAGCACAUUGAAUCCACGUACGGAGACUUGCCUGCCGGGCACUCAGCACUACUCACGCACCACCUCAACAGAAUGAAAGAGAGUGGAGAGCUGGUCUUCUGGAAAAACAACUACAUGAAGCGGGACCCAAGUGCGCCUCCUAGGCGGGGCCGUGGCAGGCCACCAAAGCCAAAGGUCGCAUUGCCACAGGCCAUGGAUUUGACUCCGACAAGGCCUAGGGGCCGCCCACCUAAGGACCCAAAUGCGCCUCCAAAGCCACCUAAGGUGAAGGUCUCAACAGGUAGUGGGAAGCCAAGAGGGCGGCCAAGGAAGAUGGCGAGGCCUAGCGGAGGAUUGGGAGGACCGCCACCAACGGCAUCAACAACUACUGGCAAGCCAAGGGGUCGGCCACCAAAGGCGAAGGCUCCAGUGACUGAAGUGAAUGUUCAACAUUAAACUCUUUGAUGGUGGCGGUGGUGUUCUACGUCUUCAUGUCUCUCCUUCGUAGAAUUGGGUCGUGUUAGCUCUAAUUUGUGUUCCAUGUAAUUGCAUGUGCAAGGUAAUGUAGCUGUUAUUGAGGCUUUGUUGGAUUCUAAUUGUAAUAGAGGAUAUGGCUAUUCUAAUGAUGCUCUUAGGAGUUGUUUA
Messenger RNA from Juglans microcarpa x Juglans regia, 898 nucleotides. RefSeq names its product HMG-Y-related protein A-like. The coding region runs from base 161 to 709 and encodes 182 amino acids. The record is from RefSeq and is a predicted model, not a curated record. Gene Ontology annotation, biological process: nucleosome assembly; negative regulation of DNA recombination; chromosome condensation. Gene Ontology annotation, cellular component: nucleus; nucleosome; nucleolus. Gene Ontology annotation, molecular function: double-stranded DNA binding; nucleosomal DNA binding. NCBI's taxonomy places the organism in Eukaryota, Viridiplantae, Streptophyta, Magnoliopsida, Fagales, Juglandaceae. The transcript is spliced from 2 exons.